CCAACCCGGUCCUCGCCAUUUUCACUCCCAUCCUCAGUGGGACAGCAAUAGCUGCAAGCACUCGUAAGAAGAAGAAGAAGAAGAAGAAGAAGAAGAAGAAGAAGAAGGAGAAGAAGAACAAUGAUAAUAAUAAUAAAUAGGGGGAACAAAAAAUACAUACGCGUCUAUUCGCCAACCACCAUAUUCCCCCCCAGCAUGGCUCUUCGCACCAGCCUGGACGCUUCUCUACGGAAUGAUGGGCUACGCGUCUUACCGUGCGACCAUCACAGGACUGUCGUCUCCGUCUAGCAGGGUGCGCGAGUUGACUCGGACCGCGCAGGGAGUGUAUCUCGCCCAACUGGUGCUGAAUAACGCAUGGAUGCCGCUUUUCUUCGGGGUGAAGAAGCCGCUCCUUGCGUUGGUGGAUAUGUUGGUUCUCUCGGGGGCAGUGGGGUGGUUACUCACCACGUAUCAGGAGAUUGAUUCUACUGCGUACGCGCUGAUGGUUCCUUAUGGGUUGUGGUUGGGGUAUGCGACGUAUCUGAACGCUGGGGUUGGAUAUUUGAAUAGUUGGAGAAUUUAAUAUAUAGUAUAUAUAC
Penicilliopsis zonata CBS 506.65 is the source of this 578-nucleotide messenger RNA. RefSeq lists its product as hypothetical. Gene Ontology annotation, cellular component: mitochondrial outer membrane. The record is from RefSeq and is a predicted model, not a curated record. Bases 233 to 562 code for a protein of 109 amino acids. Lineage: Eukaryota; Fungi; Ascomycota; Eurotiomycetes; Eurotiales; Aspergillaceae. The transcript has a single exon.